AUGCAAACAUUUGAUAUUAGUAAUAAACUAUUUGCUCCUGAUAAUUUUGAAUAUGUUGUGAUUAAUAAAACUAUGCAAAGUAUACAUGAACAAAUAAAUGUUGUACGUGGUAUCAAAAAUGCCGUAUUGCUGUUAAAAGAACUAGAAAAUUCGUUUAAAAAGUCAAAGCAAUAUGAAGAAAAGUUAUUGAAAUGUAGAAUGUUACAUAGGCAUUGUCAUUCUAAUGAUCUAAGGAACACUGAUGACUCUGAUACAAAGGAUACUAACAAGAGUUCUAAGCAUUCUAUUACAGAUACUAAAAUGUCACCAAGAAGCGCCUUUGAAAUAACGGAAUCAUGGUCUACUAUGAGCAUAGUAUGCCUACAAUAUCAGUAUGAAGAACUAUCAAAACGUUAUAAAAAUCUGUUAAAAGCCUACAAUGAUGCAUUCUGCUCUUUGAAUUCCUACGACAGUGAAUUGAAGAAAGUUCGCCGUCAGUUGCAGGAAGCUCACACUGAUAUAACUAAAACAAAUAAAACCAUUUUAAGCAUUGGAAACAAGUACUUAACACUUAAACAAAAGAAAUUGUUUCAGAAAAUCUGGUACCAAACGAAGAUCGAGGGCCUCAAGAAAGCAAUACGCCUCAUACUGCUAACUGCUGAGCGAGCAGAUUUGGACCUGAACGAAAAGUCGACGCCUCAGUUAUUUUCUAUUUACUGA
This is a messenger RNA of Melitaea cinxia (Glanville fritillary), 699 nucleotides long. RefSeq lists its product as uncharacterized. The coding region runs from base 1 to 699 and encodes 232 amino acids. NCBI's taxonomy places the organism in Eukaryota, Metazoa, Arthropoda, Insecta, Lepidoptera, Nymphalidae. The transcript has 5 exons. The record is from RefSeq and is a predicted model, not a curated record.